Messenger RNA from Fusarium fujikuroi IMI 58289, 543 nucleotides. Its product is annotated as probable ADP-ribosylation factor. The transcript is spliced from 4 exons. The record is from RefSeq and is a predicted model, not a curated record. The coding region runs from base 1 to 543 and encodes 180 amino acids. Gene Ontology annotation, biological process: vesicle-mediated transport; intracellular protein transport. Gene Ontology annotation, cellular component: cytoplasm. NCBI's taxonomy places the organism in Eukaryota, Fungi, Ascomycota, Sordariomycetes, Hypocreales, Nectriaceae. Gene Ontology annotation, molecular function: GTPase activity; GTP binding.
AUGGGCGCCACAUUCUCUCAGUUCUGGGCCCCGCCGCCAAUCACAGUUGGCUUGAUUGGUCUUCGCUCAGCAGGAAAAACAACCAUUGUGCAUACAUUGAGCGGAAAUCCAGAUCUAGUGACGCCAUCCGUUGAGACCGUCGAGAUCACCCCCGUGUACCAGGGAAACCAACAGUUCAAAAUCUUCGACUAUGCUGGAAAUCCGCACUGGAGACCUUGUUGGAGGAGUUUCAUGUCCAGAUUACAAGCCGUUGUGUUUGUCAUAGACAGCUCAGACAUCAAAGCCCUACAGGAAGCGAAAACGGAAUUGGCCGGGUUAUUGAAGGAAGAUAUGCUUGAGCAGCAGCCAUUUUUGGUGCUUGCUAAUAAGCAGGAUGAUUCGAAAGCCAUGAGCGUCGCAGAAUUGACUGAAUAUCUCGAUAUACAACAAUACCUUGACAAACCAUCGAAAUGCCGCGUUCAGCCUACGAGCGCCUUGACCGGGGAGGGGUUGGCUGCGGGUCUGGAAUGGGUGCGACACAUCUUGAGAGAGCAUCGCAACUGA